AUGUCUACGGUCAACCGUCCCACAAACGUCAAGCAGAAGGAGGCCGAUGUCAAUCAGAAGCUUCAGCUGUACGGUAUCUACUCUGGAUUCGCCAACGGCAAAGUGCCUUCGAAUAAACAGGUUGAUAUAGCCCUCAACUCUGCCCUCGCAUCGAAGCCUCUGGCCACACCAUCCUCAAAGCUUUCGGAAGAGGGACGUUUGUUGGUCGCAGACGUCCGCGACGUCAUCGAGCAAGCGAAAGUUCUCCUUCUUACCAAAAAUCAAGGUAAUCUGCUACAAGACUUCAUCUGGACAACACAACACUUGGGCACCGGCGAUGCUAAAAUUCCCGGCGCGCCUGUUGACAAAAGCACUGCCCAGCAGCAUGGUAAUGAAGCCCUCGAAGGCUUAAGGACUCUUGGUACGCUUUUGCUGUCGAAUGGUCAAUUUCGAAAACUCUUGCAGGAUGCGACGAUUCUAGUUCGAGACAUUGCCGGUGAUGCAGCUUCCAAUGCUGCCAGUCGAAUCAAACCCGGUGAAGAUCAACUCAAUCAGAUUGACCAUCCUGCUGAAGAGAACACCUGGCAUGACGUUCCAGAUCUGUCCGCUGGGUCUUUGAAGACCCAAGCGAAAGAUCAAUACAACAAGAACAAGCCAUUUAAUAAAGCUGAUGCUCAAAAUGCGACAAACAAUGCAGCCACAACCGCUGAUCAACAGCAAGACGCAGGAGCUGGCGCUCAGACAGCAGUAGGCAACUUGACCAAUACUGCGUCUCAAAAUAUUCCUCAGGAGCAGAAAGAUAAGGCCAAAGAGUUUCAGAGCAGGACUAAGGGCUAUUUGGGCGAUAAACUACCGAAAGAGCGCCGCGAGCAGACUAUCUACCGUUUGAAGAAAAUGGUUGUCGAAAUUCAAAGUCACUCGGACUACCAACAAGCUGUUGAAACUCUUCUCACGCUAGCUGAGCAGUACGGUGGUCACGGGAAGAACGUCGCCUCGCAAGGUUCAGGAACUGUCAAGGGUCUCGUGGGAACAAAUGAGGGCGCGCUGACCUCUAUCAAGACUCUGUUGGAGCGAUUUGCCAACUCAACUUCGGCCGAUGAUCUUUUCGAUUCCAUCAAGAACGUGUACGAUGACGCUGAGAAGGAUCCGGAGCUCAAGAAUUGGUUCAAGGCUUUGGAUUACUACAUCCGAAAGUGCCUGAAAGAGAGUGGGUUUAUAAUGAAACCUGAAGCGAACGACGACUGGAACGAACUUUAUGACAAGGGCCAAUUUCUCCUUCGCGAGCGUUACAGGAACCAUACCGACCACGUCCUUGACCAAUUCAAGUUUUUCGGACGCCAAUUCGAUGAGGAUCCAAUGAACAAGAAGUUUGCUUUGUCUGUGGAGAAACUGUUCAAGGACCUGGGCAAUGAUCAAAAUGGAAAGCCUACAUUCAAGACUCAUCUCGUCAAGGACCUCAGCGAAGUCGUCGUUCCCGGCAUUCUAGAGAGCGUGCGCUAUGUUCCCGUUCCACGUAUUGAGUAUUCUGAUUCGCAAUUUGACGCCAUUAUUGAGAAUCUUGUGAUUGAAAGUGACAACCUGGCACCCAACUCCUUUGAGUUCGGGAGUGACAACUACUUCCGUUGGGGACGCAAGACCGUUACCAACAAAAAUAAGAAUAAGGUCAUGGUCUCUGUUUCAGGCGUCCAGAUGGACCUCAAGGAUGUGAGCUAUUAUAUCAAGCGGAAGCAGGGAUUCCCAGCGAUUAAAGAUACUGGCGUUAUGGAUAUCUUCAUGGGCGGUAGUGGCUUCAGCUUCAAGAUCGCCAUGGAGACCACAGACAAGGCCGUCGGCAAGUCUGAUAAGACCCAUUUUUUCAAGAUCAACUCUGUCAGUGUUGACAUCAAGAGUUUGACCAUCAAGUUGAAGCAAUCCAAGCACAAGCUUCUUUUCAAUGUCUUCAGGCCCCUGAUGUUUGCGAUCCUGCGACCUGCGGUAGGCAAGGUGCUUGAGAAGCUUAUCAAAGAUCAAGUCACGACUCUGGACGGUAAGGCAUUUGAAAUCCACCAAGAAGCCGAGCGCGCUGCGAAAGCUGUUCAGAACGAUCCCGAAAACGCCCCCAAUAUCUACAAGCGGUAUUCCGAUGCAGCCCAAAAAGUGGUCACCUCAAAGAAAGCUAAGGCUGAAGAGACGGCCGCUGAUAAAAAGGCCAAUGUUGCUAUGACGCAGAAUGAUUCGAUCUUCCCACAGAUCAAGUUGCCUGGCGGUAUCUCCACCAAGGCUACUGAAUACAAGGCCCUAGCCGCAAAGGGUGAGAAAUGGGAAUCACCAGUCUUCGGCAUUGGCUCUGCAUCUGAAUCGACUGGCCUACCGAGCCUAACAGCAGUCUCACGAAAAGCACACAGCACUAGCACUCCUGGUGUGAGGGGUCCUCAGAACACCCAGUCUAAUAACACCUCAGGGUUCAGCAGCGAGGUAAACCAAGCCUUCAACUCAACGAACGCAAAUGAUCUCGCGCUAAAAGGUUCUGCAGCCCCAAACGGUACUGUGAAUCAGAGCACCGUCGCAUAA
Molecule: messenger RNA, 2529 nt
Organism: Bacidia gigantensis
Lineage: Eukaryota; Fungi; Ascomycota; Lecanoromycetes; Lecanorales; Ramalinaceae
Exons: 6
Coding region: 1-2529 (842 amino acids)
Source: RefSeq, a predicted model, not a curated record